AUGAAUGCUGAGACUUGUGUGUCUUACUGCGAGUCGCCGGCUGCUGCCAUGGACGCCUACUACAGCCCGGUGUCGCAGAGCCGGGAGGGCUCCUCGCCUUUUAGGGCAUACCCGGGCGGCGAGAAGUUCGGCACAACUUUCCUAUCGGCCGCCGCCAAAGGACAAGGAUUCGGAGACGCCAAGAGCCGGGCCCGCUACGGCGCGGGGCAGCAGGACCUGGCGGCACCCCUGGAGAGCGGCGCCGGGGCGCGGGGCUCCUUUAACAAGUUCCAGCCCCAGCCUCAGCCGCCGGCCCCGCAGCAGCCGCAGCCGCAGCCGCAGCCGCAGCCACAGCCACCCGCGCAGCAACCGCAUCUCUACUUGCAGCGCGGCGCUUGCAAGACGCCCCCGGACGGCAGCCUCAAAAUCCAGGAAGGCAGCGGCGGCCACAACGCGGCCUUGCAGGUCCCCUGCUACGCCAAAGAGAGCUCGCUGGGUGAGCCAGAGUUACCGCCUGACUCUGACACCGUGGGGAUGGACAGCAGCUACCUCAGUGUGAAGGAGGCUGGGGUGAAGGGGACCCAGGACCGGGCCAGUGCCGACCUCCCCAGCCCGCUGGAUAAGGCCGACUCAGAGAGCAACAAGGGUAAGAAGAGGCGGAACCGAACCACCUUCACCAGCUACCAGCUGGAGGAGCUGGAAAAGGUCUUCCAGAAGACCCACUACCCCGACGUGUACGCACGGGAGCAGCUGGCCAUGAGGACAGACCUCACCGAGGCCCGCGUGCAGGUCUGGUUCCAGAACCGAAGGGCCAAGUGGAGGAAGAGAGAGCGUUUUGGACAGAUGCAGCAGGUCCGAACCCACUUCUCCACCGCCUACGAGCUGCCCCUCCUCACCCGAGCUGAGAAUUACGCCCAGAUUCAGAACCCAUCCUGGAUCGGCAACAAUGGGGCCGCCUCACCGGUGCCAGCCUGCGUGGUCCCCUGCGACCCGGUGCCUGCCUGCAUGUCCCCUCACACCCACCCGCCUGGCUCGGGGGCCAGUGGCGUCACCGACUUCCUGAGUGUCUCUGGGGCCGGCGGUCAUGUGGGCCAGACACACAUGGGUGGCCUGUUUGGAGCAGCAGGGCUCAGCCCGGGCCUCAAUGGCUACGAGCUCAACGGGGAGCCGGACCGCAAGACCUCGAGCAUCGCGGCCCUCCGCAUGAAGGCCAAGGAGCACAGCGCGGCCAUCUCCUGGGCCACAUGA
Messenger RNA from Lynx canadensis (Canada lynx), 1227 nucleotides. RefSeq names its product ALX homeobox 4 (gene ALX4). Gene Ontology annotation, molecular function: DNA-binding transcription activator activity, RNA polymerase II-specific; RNA polymerase II transcription regulatory region sequence-specific DNA binding. Bases 1 to 1227 code for a protein of 408 amino acids. The record is from RefSeq and is a predicted model, not a curated record. The transcript has 4 exons. Lineage: Eukaryota; Metazoa; Chordata; Mammalia; Carnivora; Felidae. Gene Ontology annotation, biological process: regulation of transcription by RNA polymerase II.